This is a messenger RNA of Armigeres subalbatus, 1650 nucleotides long. RefSeq lists its product as uncharacterized. Gene Ontology annotation, biological process: cilium-dependent cell motility; axonemal dynein complex assembly; regulation of cilium movement. NCBI's taxonomy places the organism in Eukaryota, Metazoa, Arthropoda, Insecta, Diptera, Culicidae. The record is from RefSeq and is a predicted model, not a curated record. The transcript is spliced from 5 exons. Gene Ontology annotation, cellular component: axonemal dynein complex; axoneme. Bases 146 to 1489 code for a protein of 447 amino acids.
AGCAGGCGCGUGCAAAAUUCAUGUUUAGCAUCCAAGUUAGCGCGCCGAGUGAGUGACUUUCAGCGAUCACAACAUCCGUGGCAACGCUCCACCACUGUUGAUAAGUGAUAAUUUAAAGCAUAAUUUCCUCACCUGCACGCCAGCCAUGGAGCCGGAAAAGACUCCGGAGCCUUUGACGAAGGCGGAGCUGAAAAAGCUCCGUCGGUUGGAGAAGAAACGCGAAAAGAAAUUGGCUGCGGAAGAGCUCAAAAAGAAAUGCGUCAGGGAUCAUUUGAAGCGGGAGCAAAAUUUCUCGCUGGAAACGGAAAGACGCGUGUUUAAAGACUGGGAACGCAUGUGCUCGGGUGUGAAAUAUGACCAGCUUCUGGAGGAAAUGAUGCAAAUCAAGCAGAACGUUCAGUUGGCAUUCGACCGGAAGAACAACUACAUCGAGCGGUUGUUUGGGGAUCGUGCUGAAAUCGAGGAUAUCUAUUCGAAGAACUUGCUGCGGCUGAAAAGAUUGAUCGACUGUUAUUUGGAGAUACAUCAAUACUUUGUUACUAAUUUAAGUCAGCAAUAUCAAGAGGAUACCAAAUUUCGACUUGAAGAGUUCGGUCGUGAAGUUGAACUAAAAGAGGGUCAAGCCAACGAAUGCACUCAACAGAUGGAAGGAGCCCUAAUAUCGCUCGAAGAAUCUAUGGAGCAAGGGCUUACUGAUGAUCGGAGAGAUUUCAUCAAGAAAAACGACGAAAACAUUAACUUUCAUAUUGAAAAACGGGAUAGACUACGAGAUGAAAACGUUCAACGAAUAGAACAACUCCACGAUGAAAUCAAGUCUGUAAUGGCUAACUAUGUUACCACUAUUUUCCAUCCAGAAAUGGAGAAAGCUUACCAAACUUUGUGUGACGAGGAUCAGAAAUCUCAAAAAACCAUUCAAACCAACCGUGCCAAAAUUAAAGAACACUCGCUCCGCAUAAGUCGCCUCACCAAGAAAAUCACCGAAGUGGAAAUAGCCGGAACUCGAAAAGUGAUUUCCAAAAGAUUCAUCAAACGAAAUCUCGAAGCGGAUAUCGAUACGCUAAAGAGAAAAAUCUUUCAAAUGGACGUGCAUCACCAGGCUCGGAUGAAAGAAUUAUCCUACGAGGUGUACCACGUCCAAAAGCACCUGAAUAAACUGCUGACCAAGGGAAGGCUGAUUCUGAGUCAGGCGCAAACCUGCAGCAAGUACGAAUGCGAGGACGACGUCGCAUAUUUUAAUAAACGACUGGAGCAAGGCCACGGGGCCCAGGUCGGUCCAAACGGUGGGGACCACUACCCGGCUGAGUUUGCGUUUCUGUUCGCUAAAAUCAAUCGAGUGAAGGCGAUUAACUUACUGCAGCGCGAGGAACGGGACCGGUUGCGGCUUGCCAACAGCGAACUGCAGCGUCAGUGCCAAGAGUACUUCAAGCUAAGUAGCCCCAAGGCCAAAGUUGCCCUGCUGCAGCCUGGCGUUACAAAUGCGGAGCAAUGAUGGGAUUUUUUGGUGGUUGGGUCUAGAAUGCGAUGUUGAGGAGCCAAAUGAUUAAUGUUCAUCGGAUUAGAAAACUAUAGAAACAUUGUUUUUGUGGCUUUGAACGAUUAUACAUUAUUGAAUCAAUGAGCUGAGUCAUCCAGAAAGCCCCUCCUUCGUUU